Acanthosepion pharaonis is the source of this 480-nucleotide messenger RNA. Lineage: Eukaryota; Metazoa; Mollusca; Cephalopoda; Sepiida; Sepiidae. The record is from the annotation of a GenBank genome assembly.
AUGAAUGUUUUUCUUGUAAUAUUUAAUUUUUCUUACCUUUACCUUUAUUGUUGUUUCUAUCUAUCUAUUACUAUUUGGUUUGACAGUAACACAUUUGUAACUAUAAAUCUAUCUAUCUAUCUAUCUAUCUGUCUAUCUAUCUAUCUCAGUCAGGUCAUUAUCUAUCUAUCUGUCUAUUAUAUUCAUAUCUAUCUCAUUGUUAAUCUACAAGCAUACUUUUCACAGUUUAUUUUAUCUAUCUCUCCAUCUAUCUAUCUUAUGUGUGGCUAUCUAUCUAUCUAUGUCUGUUCAUUAUUUAUCUAUCUAUCUAUCACAAUCCAUUUUGAUCCAACAAUGAUUAUCAAGAAGAUUCUCUUCUUAUUACUGUUUAUUGACCACAUUCUUUUUCUUUUUUAUUGUCAAUUUUUUCCUUCUUUGUGCUUUUCAACUAAUAAAACUAACAUGUCUCGCUUUUUGCUGAUUGACUUGCCACUGUCAUAG